UGUUGGGAAGCUGGAGUUUUGGUUUCUGUGGGGCUGCUUUUCUUGUCUCUAGUUAUCCACUAGAUGGAGCCAGGAAGCUGUGUUGUCCAGAGGGCGGUCUCAGGUGUUCAGCCAUCACACCUGCAGCCUAUCUGUCAUCAGCCAGUGUUUAAGAGAAGCCUGUCACCAGUCCUUCGAUGCCUGAGUGUUGCCGUUCAUGGUUCUCAGCGGCUGUUACCUUUGUGCCUUAUGAGUUUUAUCGUUUCACCUCCAAGAUUCUUCAUAAAGAAACCCCUGGUUCAUAAAUCCCUACGACUGGUUCUUCUGGCUGUUCAAGUCUGUGCUACAACCUGUCCGCCCUCCAAUGAAGUACAACUAACAAACCCUCACCGCCGCCCAUUCUCUCUGGAUCUCCUGGCUUCAGUUCCAACCCCACCUGGACCCGACACUCACCCUAGAAACCAAGUUCAGCACCAGCAGAAUACCUCCCCCUGGUGGAUCAGUUCCAUUUCACUAGUAAGGUCUCCUAUUAUUCUCUUUUUCACCUUCAGUACUACUUACUCACCUCUCAUCUACUCCAUCCUCAGAAUCCAGAUCUCCAGCUGUCCCAUACCCCGGGCAAAGAAGAUACAUUCAAACUCUUUUUACAAUAAACUUUAUUUAACUGACAUUCUCUGUAUCCUGAAGUGUAUUCUGCAUGUGGGUCAAAAGAUUAGCCUCAAAUUAUGACAAGAG
Messenger RNA from Xiphophorus couchianus (Monterrey platyfish), 714 nucleotides. RefSeq lists its product as uncharacterized. The transcript is spliced from 2 exons. Bases 64 to 708 code for a protein of 214 amino acids. Lineage: Eukaryota; Metazoa; Chordata; Actinopteri; Cyprinodontiformes; Poeciliidae. The record is from RefSeq and is a predicted model, not a curated record.